Molecule: messenger RNA, 1575 nt
Organism: Peronospora matthiolae
Lineage: Eukaryota; Oomycota; Peronosporomycetes; Peronosporales; Peronosporaceae
Source: the annotation of a GenBank genome assembly
AUGGGCGGCGACGACGGUGCGACGGCAGGAGGGCGGACGUUCCAGCGGGAGCAGGCGGCCGAGUCUUUCCCGUCGACUUUAGAAGUGCUUUCGUCUGGGUUGUGCGAAGGUGGCGCGAGUGUGCGAGGAAGCCAGCGCUGGGGGGAGGUUUUGCAAGCGCAGGUUGCGCGUAAGUUGCAGCAGCACCGUGGCAUUUGGCGGUCGCUCGCUGGCGCAACUCGUGCGACUUUCGUGCGAACGGAGACAGUUCGUUUCUGGACACGAACCGAGCAGAUUGUCUGGAUUUUGGCAGAGAGUGCGAGAGCGAGCGGAAUUCGACGCACGCAUUAUUUCGGGACGUUUUCGACCAUUCGCUCGCUGCCAAUGAAGCUCUACACGUACCCAGCCAACUACCGCGUGUUCAAGGUACUCGUUGCGGCCGAGUACAACGGCAUUGACAUUGAGCUGCCGGCUUUUGACUUUCACAAGGACAUUAAAUCCGCCAGUUUCAAGGCCAAGACACCAGCUGGCAAGGUCCCGGUCCUUGAGACAGAGGAGGGAUGUAUCUUUGAGAGCGGUGCCAUUGCUCGCUAUGUCGCUCGUCUGCGUCCAGACACGGGUCUGUACGGCAAGACGUUCUUCGAGUCAGGUCAGGUGGACGCGUGGAUUGACUUCUCUGCGUACGAGCUGGAGGUACCUCUGGAGGUGUGGGUGCACCCUAUCCUCGGGGUUGGUCAGUUCAAUGCUGCUGCCCUGACGCGCGCUAAGGCAGACGUGAAGAAAGCGCUCCAGACCCUUGAGAACCACCUGCAUUUACGCACUUAUUUGGUGGGUGAGCAGGUGACGCUGGCCGACAUUGUUGUUGCGUCAGCUCUUGUGUACCCGUUCAAGUUCGUGCUUGACAAGGAGUUCCGCAAGCCGUUUUCGGCUGUGAGCCGUUGGUUCUCGACGUUGGUGAACCAGCCAGAGUUCCAGGCUGUCGUUGGUGAUGUGCCGCUUAUUGACGUGGCACUAACUGCUGAGGGUGACAACUCGGCCAAGAAGGAGAAGAAAGAGACGCCGAAGAAAGAGAAGGCUGCCCCGAAGGAGGAGGAGCCGAAGCCCAAGAAGGUCGAGCACCCGCUGGCUGUGCUGAACCGUGAGAAGCCAUCGUCGAUGAGUUUGGACGCGUGGAAGGUGCAGUACUCGAAUGCAAAGAACUUGGCGGACGCCAUGACGUGGUUCUGGGAGAACCUGGACACGGAGGGGUACUCGCUGUGGUUUUGCGACUACAACUACAACAACGAGAACUCAAAGAUGUUUAUGACGUGCAACGCCGUGGGCGGCUUCCUGCAGCGAUCGGAAGCUAUGCGCAAGUACGCUUUUGGUGUAAUGGAUGUGUGCGGUGUUGAGGGUUCAGAGAUCAUCAUUACGGGUUGCUGGCUCUUCCGUGGCGACUCGGAGAAGCACAUGAUUGAGGCCAACCCGGAUGCCGAGUACUACACAUGGAAGAAGGCGGAGCUGAACGACGAGACAAAAGCUCGCAUUACCGCCUACUGGUGCAACGAAGACGAGCUUGAAGGCAAGCCCAUUGCUGACUCGAAGGUGUUCAAGUAA